CCCGAUAAUUGCCCGUACUGGCUUCUUGGCUGUUGGGCCUCUAGUCGUAACCGAGCGCGAACCAGGCGCCACCCAAAUGCUUUGCGCGGACGCUGAGAGCCGGGGGGGAAGGAAAUUGCUUAUAUACCAAGACUCCCCUCGUAUGCUGCGUCGCUUGGCAAGGCUUGACCAUUUGCUCCCCGUUGCGUGAUUGCUUUGUCUCGUUCUCGUGGCACCUGGGGUGACAGUUCUUCGCCAUGGUGGUCAGUCAGUCAGUCGUUGGUCGUACCAACGCCGAGAAGCCUCAUGGCUUGGCGGGUAUGCUCAAGAAUCCCUAUGUUUUUGGAACCUGUGCGUUUGCCUCUCUUGGCUGUAUCAUGUACGGCUAUGAUCAGGGUGUCAUGAGUCCUGUUCUGGUUAUGGAAAACUUUGAGAACCAUUUCCCGUACUUUAUGGGCUCUACCAUUCAGGGAUGGCUGGUUUCUGCUUUGGAAUUGGGUGCGUGGGCUGGUGCGCUGUUCAACGGUUACCUUGCGGAUCGGAUUUCUCGAAAGUACUCGAUGAUGGUGGCUGUCGUGGUUUUCACGCUGGGAUCUGGACUGCAAGCUGGUGCCCAGAAGCCGUCGUAUUUCUUUGCUGGUCGUAUCAUCGGUGGUAUUGGUAUUGGAAUGUUCAGUCAGGUUAUUCCUCUGUAUCAGGCAGAAAUCGCGCCUCCCGAGUUGAGAGGUUCCCUCGUGUCUCUGCAGCAGCUGUCGAUCACGAUCGGCACGUCGAUCGCGUUCUGGCUGGACUAUGGUAUGCAAUACGUUGGCGGUACCACCUGCAAUCCUGAAGGCAUCGAUAACCCAUACCUCGCCGAUGGCACGUACAAUGCGGCGCAAAACCACGGACACACAUGUCUCGGACAGAAGACCAUCGCAUGGCGUCUGCCCCUGGCCCUGCAGAUCUUGUUCGCCUGGAUCCUGUUCUUCGGAAUGUUCUUCUUCCCCUUCUCCCCGCGGUGGCUGAUGUCCAAGCACCGCGAAGAAGAAGCCACUGCCGCACUGUCCAAGCUUAGAAGACUGCCCCCAACGGACCCACUCCUGCGCGCCGAGAUCCUCGAGAUCAAAGCCGCCGUGCUCUUCGACGAGGAAUCCGAGGCGGAAGCCGUCCGAGUGGGUGGCAAGCUUGCCCCGUGGAAGGCACUUUUCGCCCCGAACAUGUUCAAGCGUUUGGUACUGGGCUGCGGAGCCAUGAUCUGCCAACAAUUCACGGGAAUCAACGCAGUGUUAUACUACGCCCCGCAGAUCUUUGCCUCUUUCGGUUUCUCCUCUACAAAGCAGACCCUCCUCGCCACCGGUGUCACCGGUAUUCUCCAGAUUAUCUUCACGCUGCCUGCUGUGCUGUUGCUUGACAAAUUCGGUCGCAAGACCUUCCUCAUCACCGGUGCCAUCGGCAUGUUCCUCUGCCACAUUGUCGUCGCCAUCGUGGAGGGUCUGUACGAAGAUGACUGGAACAAGAAUAUGGGAUUGGAUAAGCCUCAGGGCUGGGUGGCGAUCACAUUUAUCUGGCUCUUUGCUGUCAACUUUGCCUACUCUUGGGGUCCGGUAACAUGGGUCCUCGCCCAAGAGAUCUUCCCCAACAGUGCUCGCUCUCGCGGUGUGUCCAUCGUGGCCUCCACCAACUGGAUGUUCAACUUUGUGAUCGGUCUCACCACCAAGGACAUGCUGAACUCCAUGAAGUACGGCACGUACAUCUUCUUUGCUAUCUUCAGUGCCCUGGGUGGACUGUUCAUUUGGAAGUUCGCCCCCGAGACCAAGGAUAAGACCCUCGAGGAGCUGGAUAUCUUCUUUGGCGGUGGCAUGGACAGUAUUGCCGAGGCGGAUCGCUUGCGCAUGCAGCGGAUCAAUGAGCGCUUGGGAUUGGCGGGUGUGCAGGAGAUCGGAGAUUUGGAUUUGGUGGGCGAGAAGGGGGAGGUUAGAGGGGAGGUGCAAGUUGUGGAGAUGUAAGUGAGGACUUUGGUCCUUGUUGUCGUAGGGGAGGGGUAGGGAGUGUGGUAGGUGGUAAUGUGAGAGAGAGUUAGUGGUGUGAGUAUGGACUUGUGGUAAUGGGCUUUUAGCUGAUAGUAUGAUGAUCUACCACGGUAGUAAUAAUUGAUUGCUUAUACGCAAACA
Molecule: messenger RNA, 2132 nt
Organism: Aspergillus ibericus CBS 121593
Lineage: Eukaryota; Fungi; Ascomycota; Eurotiomycetes; Eurotiales; Aspergillaceae
Product: sugar porter family MFS transporter
Exons: 5
Coding region: 237-1967 (576 amino acids)
Biological process (GO): transmembrane transport; carbohydrate transport
Cellular component (GO): membrane
Molecular function (GO): carbohydrate:proton symporter activity
Source: RefSeq, a predicted model, not a curated record